AUGGGUCAAAAGUCUUCACUCUGCUCCUCUAGCAAUUCCAGAACCUCCAAGUAGGUUCUUGCUAAAGAUUUCACUGACACCCUUGGUGAAGAUUCCAUGAAAUUCAAUAACACUUCUAGAUUGAAUACUGAUAUGAAUAGAAGAGUAAGCACUAGAACCACUUCAAACUGGCAGUCAGAGAAAAAGUCUCCCAAGAUUAUCGGUAACUUUGGAAGAAAAGGAACGACUAAGAAGGGGAAGACUAAUAAAAAUGGAGAGAAAGAUCAUCAUAUCUCACCCGAUGGCGCAAUUUUCAAGGCGUAGACAACAUUUGGAACAAGUGACAUAUCAAGAUCUGAAUCCAAUGGGAAGUUCAGCCCUAAUAGCAACUUUAGAUCGAUAGUUGAGGAUACUCCUGAUAAAACCUAAUAUCCUUGUGAUGCUUUACUCAAUCAAAAAGCUAUGAAAGGUACGUUAUAGAUCUUUUACAAACUGGGAUUAUAUGAUCAAGCUUCAUAAGAACAUGGUCAAUCAUACCCCGAUCUUCGAAAUAUCUAUGGUAUUAUCAUUAUUUUUUUCGUUAGUAACUUACUAUUUUAGUAUUUAAAAGAAGGGAUGUACUAUUAUCACUUCGUUGUUGACGGAGUAGUAAGAUUUGCUCCUGAGUAACCCUCUUCUAUUGAAAGAGAUGAUAAAAUCGUUAAUUACAUUGACAUCGACAAAUACAUGAUUUAAAAAGCAGAAGAGGAAAGAGAUGAGAUAAGGAAGGUUAAAAACAUGGCAGAUUGUUUAGCAACAGAAAAUUCUUGGAAACUCUCUGACAACUUUGCUAAGAAUGUAAUAGAAAAGAAGCGCAUGAACCUUGAAGAUCAUCUGGACUUCACCAUAGAUUUUAUUAAGACAGAAUCUCAUGGUGAAUCAGCAGCUGCAGGUGAAGAUAACUCUGAAUACUGUGAUCAUUGUUUGCAUAGGUUCAAAGCCUAGAAGAAAUAAAACACAGGGGAUAAUCGAGAUAGGGAUCCUUUCAAGCCAAUGGAAAACCAAGAAGUUGAAACCAGAAUGCGAACAGUCAGUGGAAAACUUUUGAUUGCCAAUAAACAUCAUAAAUAGAAGUAAAAUAAAACUCCUUGUAAGAGACAGCAUAUGAAGUUUUGUCCCUCAUCAUCAUAUGUAGACAAAGAAAAUAUUCUUGCAUUGUAGGUUAACAGUUCUAACUCAAAGUUUUCUCCUUCAAAGUCUAUUUAUAAUUGA
This is a messenger RNA of Stylonychia lemnae, 1230 nucleotides long. Lineage: Eukaryota; Ciliophora; Spirotrichea; Sporadotrichida; Oxytrichidae. The record is from the annotation of a GenBank genome assembly.